Bicyclus anynana (squinting bush brown) is the source of this 4048-nucleotide messenger RNA. RefSeq names its product PX domain-containing protein kinase-like protein. Gene Ontology annotation, molecular function: phosphatidylinositol binding; protein kinase activity; ATP binding. The record is from RefSeq and is a predicted model, not a curated record. Bases 93 to 1715 code for a protein of 540 amino acids. Gene Ontology annotation, cellular component: late endosome; extrinsic component of endosome membrane; early endosome. NCBI's taxonomy places the organism in Eukaryota, Metazoa, Arthropoda, Insecta, Lepidoptera, Nymphalidae. Gene Ontology annotation, biological process: endosome to lysosome transport; early endosome to late endosome transport; protein phosphorylation. The transcript is spliced from 11 exons.
AUUUUCAUUUGGUAUUAAAAUGUUUACAUACUAUUCGCUUCUCAACGUAACAAAUUACUAAUUAAUGAUAAUUUUAAGCUUUAUUUGUUGUGAUGGCUAUAUUCGAAAGCUCUUCUCAAAGCAAAAUACGAAUAGAUGAUACAGAGAGGCUCGAAUGUGCGUUGGAAAAUGCGCAGAACAUUAACAAACACACUGAGUAUGUAUUACGUGUUCAGCGUGGGCCAAAUAAGGAGAACAGAUGGACGGUAUCACGCCGAUACAGGGAUUUUGCUGCGUUGCACGUAUCACUCCAGCAUGCGAACAUAGAUCUGCCUAUUCCACCAAAGAAACUUAUAGGGAAUAUGCAACCUUCUUUCGUGGCUGAACGACAAGUAGCUUUGCAGAAUUAUAUAAAUGAAGUGCUAAAACAUCAAGUAUUAGCUCUUUCAUUACCAGUGAGGAGUUUUCUGGACCCUAGUAAUUACCCUUUGACUAUAGCAGAACAGGCACUCCAGACUAUGUCUAUAGCUUUGAGAGGGGAUGGACACUAUGAGCUGAAAGCAGCACUGCCAGAUAUAGGAUGGAGGAUACGUAAACAUUAUUUUUUAGUCAAUGAGUCAGUAAGUCAAACAAAUUGUUUACUGUCAUGGCAGAGCUAUGGACCAGAUUAUACAUUAAACAGCAAGGACUUACAGACAGCUUUCAAGAGUCUCCAGAACAUAUCUCAUCCAUAUAUAGACGAAAUAUUAUCUAUGCAGACAUUAGAGACGGGAGCAUAUGUAGUUAGAAGGAUACACGAAAAGGGGAGCAUAAGAGAUUUAUUAUAUGGAACUGAAUAUAACAAACAGUAUUUAGCCAAGUAUGGAAAUCCUAGAAUAAGGAAACCUUUCACGAACGGACAAAUGUCACAUUAUGGAUACCAAAUAUUGCAAGCAUUGAAGUUUUUACAUGACAAAGGGUUGGCACAUGGUCACAUCCACCCAGGAAAUAUAGCAAUAGAAAACCAAAGAGCCGUCCUAAUGGACAUCGAGAACUACCUGAUGGGUGUGCCGAACCUGCACCGGCCACACCUGCUGCAGCUGAAGAGGACCAGCUCAGUGGAGGCGGUCGACGUGUACUGCUUCGGUAGGACGCUGUACGAGAUGGCCUUCGCCGAACCGCUCGAAUCUUACUAUUGUGAUGUGUAUCCUGAUGGAAUCUCACCAGAUUUAGAAUCUGUGCUCAGACUAUGUCUAUCCAGCAUAAGCUGCAAGCACGGCGGGCCCACCAUAGAGCAGCUGCUGACGCAUCCGUUCUUCACGCACGCAACGCUCAACGGGCUGGCGACCCGACCUGACGCCAGGCUCCAUCUCAAGUUCCCUCUCACACUCAAAGACCAGCUCAGAGCUUGCGCCAGCACCAUGGAGGAGAGACUUAGGAAAGAUCAGAAACUGGUACGGAGUGCUAAAAAAGAAGUAAGAAUACAGGAAAUUCUCAAUUCAGAACAGGAGAUGAAGAAACAAAGGAAAAGGGCGAAAAAACGCGACAGCGUGUGGAAGUCAAGCUCUUCUCUGGCCGAGGUCCACUCUCACAGCGCGAGCACCGCAUCGUCGCCCACGCCGCCCACGCCUCCCCUAUCGGGCGACACUAGCGCCAACAGUUCGUGCGCGGCGGGCAGCAGUCCAGCAGACGCGCGCGGUGCUUUGCUCAGCGCUAUCUGCUCCUUCGACCGCACGCGGCUCGCGCGCGUUUCUUAACACGUUCGCUGCGGUACGAGGUCAAUUGACCUCGUACUUGUAGCGUCUUCAAGAGUUACGAGGUCGAUGGGACCUCGUACCACACCACAUAAAGUUUUAGUAUGGGGUCAAAAAACCUCGUACCGCAUCAGAGGGGAGUACAGAAAUAUCAGUGCCGCAGCGAUCGUGUUAACCCGCCAAUGCACGAACGCUGUGGGAAGCAGCGAGGGAAGCAGGUAGAGAUGAAAUAUCUGGCGCAGUUGGUAGUGUUGUUCUCAACUAGGAUCAAUUUAGGACUUUAUAUUUAUUUACAAUUUUACGGUGACAUAUACAUUGCAUAGCAUUAUGGUCUCUUAAAACCUUCCCAUUCCAAAAGUUUCCCAAAUGGGUAUAAAUGAGAUUAUAAAAGAAAAAGAUAUAAUACAUUUAUUUAUAAGUAUUAUUAUAAGUGUGAGUGUGUCAUUUGCACGUGGAUGUUUAAUUGAUACAUAUUAUAGCGUAUGUAUGCAUAUAAUAUAUAGAGUCGCAGCAGCGUGGUGGGUCUAUGCUCCAUAUCUCCUCUUCUAUAAAGGAGGCUAGCAGUAUAAUUCACUAACUUCGACGUAUGUUAGUCGACAUUGAGAUUCUAUGUAACAAAUGUCAUCCGGUGCCGACUGACAACCCUCAAUGGAUAUCAUACAGUAGAUAGAUGACUAUUGUCAGUUUUUAUUUAUUCAAUAUUAAGAGCGCGCAGCGUGUCGGUACGAUAUGGAUAAAAUUCGAAGCGCAAACGAGACGCCGAAUUAUGACUUUCACGUGAGUGAAAAGCACGGAGCGAUUGACGCGCGACGCAAAAUUUAUGACGUGAGCGCCAAAACCAUUUUUACCUAAUUGCAAGUAAAUUAAACAACAUAACGAAAUACAAAAUGGCCAUGUUCAAGAUAUAUACCUAAUUUUCUAUACAAAACAAAAGUUUAAGAAAAUAAGUUUGCUUUUCCUGAGAUUGAAAGCAAAAUGUGAGCAAAACAAUCAUGUAUUUUUCAAAAAAAUAAACUAUCGAGAAAUGUUUUACAAAUUGUGUAUUUUGUAUAGUAUAUGACUAUAAGCUAACACUUUGAAAUAUCAUUUACCCAAAUAUCAGGCUCCUAACUUUUCCAGAAUCUGAGAUCCAGAAACAUUGGUAACCACCAAAUUACAUUUUGCACACUCCAAGAAAAAAUAACUACUUAGCUAUAUCCAAUACAUAAAUGUGUCAGUUCUAUAUGUACAUAUAGAAGAAAAGAAAAAAAAGAAAAAAAAAUUAGUCAUGAUUCACUAGAAAUAAGAAAUACUGUAAAUAAUACAUUAACCCACGCUUUUAAAAAUCAUAUUAGUAUUCACCGAUUAUGUGUAAACAAAUAAAUAUAUAUCUUUCUUGUGGGGUGGGUAAUGUACUUCUAUGCUAUGUAGAUAGUAUUGUUUACAUUAUAAUUAGGUAACACUGAGAAUAAUAAAUCGCCUAUGCUGGUUUAAUAGAUCUUAUAUUAAAGAUAUUAUAACUAAAUAUAUAAGGAAAUAUAUAUAUAAUAUUAUAACUACCUAAUUUUAUCAUAUUAUAGUAUAAUAUAAGACUAUUCAUAUGUACUAUACAUAUAUCAUAUAUCUAAAACAUAUAUAAUAUAUCUAUAAGAUAUAUAUCUAUAAGACUAUACCUAAAAUGUGAACAAAUUAGGAUUGUAAUAAUUAAUUAAAUAAACUUUAAACCUUAUAGAGGUACCUACUAAGUUACAAUGCUAUCAGACAAAUUUAAUAAAAAUACCUCAUUUAAUAAGUCUGACCAAACAUUUUUCUUGAAUCUAUAUAGUUUAUCUUCUAUUUCGGUCCAAAAAUAAUACAAAUUGUCUUUACUUUAAGCAUGUAUUUAAAUAUAUAUGUUUGACAAAGUUGUUUGUCAAACAUUUUCGCUCAAACACUUCGAACCACAGACAAUCAAUAUGUUUGACAAACAUGUUUGAUUUGAAAAGUUUGUUCGUUUAUGGAGUCUUUAACUUUUAAUGUAAAUACAGAAAUUAGUUUUUUUAUUUGUAAUAUAUAUACUAUCCAUGUGCAUAAGGCUUUAUAAAAGUAUAAAAAGAUCUUUUAACUGAAUACAUCAUAAUGUAGUUAUACCAUAAAUUGGAUCAAUCACUAAAUAAUGUUUAUAUUAUUGUAAAGUAUUCUAUUGUUAUAAGACAAAAAAAGUGAUAAAAACGACUGGUCACUCGAUGCUUUAUUGGUUUGUUAUGAUUUGGUAUGAAAUAUUGUUUAGCAGCUUUAACGUGUAGUUUAUAAGGUACAUACAUUAUUUUAAUAUAACUAUUGUUGUACUAUAAGAGAAUAAUAUAUAGUUGCGUCAA